CAAGAAGUAAAUUUUCAUGCAAAAUUGUGAUUUGGAAGAAUUUAGUUACAAUAUUUAAAAUCGGAAAAAAAUAGUGUAGCAAUCAUGUUUAAUGUUGAUUAAAUAGUCCAAAACAGUUCAUCAUUGUGGUUCGCGCGCUGUUUUAAAAGUCAAUGCAAACGCGGAAGCGAUAAAAUCCAAACAAAGCAAAAUGUUUCGCAGUCGAAGUUGGUUCGGAGGAGGCUGGAACCGUCCUAAAAAUCGCCUCUCACUGGAUCAUCUCAAAUAUUUGUACAGCGUUUUGGAGCGGAACACUACCGUAUCGGAGAACAAUCGCGGUUUACUGGUGGAAUCUCUUCGAUGCAUAGCCGAGAUCCUCAUUUGGGGUGACCAGAAUGAUUCAUCCGUGUUCGAUUUCUUCUUGGAGAAAAAUAUGCUUUCAUAUUUCUUACACAUAAUGCGCCAGAAAAGCGGUGGAUCUAGUUUCGUCUGCGUUCAGUUACUGCAAACACUGAAUAUUCUUUUUGAAAACAUUCGAAAUGAAACGUCCCUUUAUUAUCUUCUUAGUAACAACCUAGUGAACUCAAUCAUCGUCCACAAAUUCGACUUUUCCGAUGAAGAUGUGAUGGGUUAUUAUAUACUUUUCCUCAAGACGCUUAGCCUGAAGCUGAACACGCACACGAUACACUUCUUCUACAAUGAGCAUACGAAUGACUUCCCUCUAUAUACCGAAGCAAUCAAGUUCUUCAACCAUCCUGAGUCGAUGGUGCGUAUAGCUGUUCGCACGAUUACUUUGAAUGUGUAUAGAGUGCAGAAUCCCAACAUGCUUCAGUUUAUUCGCGACAAAACUGCUGCUCCUUACUUCAGUAAUCUGGUUUGGUUUAUUGGGAAGCAUAUUCUGGAGUUGGAUUCAUGCGUGAGGAAUGAUACCGACCACCAAUCUCAGCAUCGUUUGGCAAAUCUAGUUGCAGAGCAUCUUGACCAUUUGCACUAUCUGAACGAUAUUCUUUGCCUGGAUAUACCGGAUCUGAAUGCGGUCCUGACGGAGCAUUUGCUUCACAAAUUGCUCGUUCCUUUGUAUAUUUUUUCUCUGACCCCUUCGCCACCUAUUUCGAUGGCUGUCGUGACCAGAAACCUGGCGGCUGUGCUGAAUAAGGUUGUCGAUAUCGAUAUUAAGGAGAUGAACAAUCCACGCGUGUCCAGCGUGGUCGCGUUAUUCCUGCUCUCACUCGUUUUCCUAGUGAUAACUCAUAGGCCACUUAUCAAUGCACUGACCUGGGUCAUUCUGAAUGCUGAUCACACGGUGUUCAAAGAAGGGGCAGCUCAAAUUCUGAACUCGUACAUUGAAAAUCGCGAGGUAGUGGCACUAGGGUUUGGUCAACCCGUCGAAAGCUUGGAAGAAGCACUGGAAAGUUCGGUGGCGUCCUCGAGCAGCUACCACUAUGAUCACAGUGCUGAGGAGGGCAGUAGCAGCAGCACGUCCACCAAUCAUGAUCAACAAAUUUCGGAAUCACCAAGCCCUCCAACGCUGUCGGACGAAAUAGAAAAAGUCAACAUCACCGACGAGGAAAAGGAAAAACUGCUGCUCAAUGCAUAUCGUACACCUGAAACAAACAGACCGUUCCUGGAUAUGGUUCUUUCAUCGUUGGACUGCGCUGAGAAUGACUAUCUAGCUCUUUUGGCGCUUUGCUUAUUGUAUGCCUUGGCGAACAACAAAGGAGUUAAUGCGGAAUGGCUGGAGAUUGUCCUGAAUCGUUCGUCACCAUCGGGAUGUUCCAAGUACAAUAUCAUACUUAUAGAGAAACUUUUGCAAAUAAUCACGCUCUCCAGUCAGCCUUCCUGCCGCAUUCGAUUGGUUACGAUUGAGCUAACGCUGAAACUGCUGUCCCAAAUCGUCGGCGUUGGCACCACCAACGUUAACAUCAAUGAACUACAUAGGCUCUCCAUCAUGUUAGCUCGCAAUCAGAGUAUGACUGUUCUAAGGAAUUUCUAUAAAUCGGAAGACAUCUUCCUGGACCUGUUCGAAGAUGAAUACAACGAAAUGGUAAAGUCGAUUCUGAACGUGGAAUUCCUGUGCAACGAUUCCACCAUAUUGCUGCCACCAACGGGGACUCCGCUGACUGGAAUUAAGUUCAACAGGCGAUUGCCUUGCGGUGAAGUGGAGAAGGCGCGCCGUGCCAUCCGUGUGUUUUUCUUGCUUCGCCGAAUGUGUCAAAGCAUCAGCGGCGAAAAGGAGCUUCUGUUGCCCCUUACGAAUCCCAAUCACUGUGUGCAAAUUGACAACGCUCUUGAUUUGAAUAACAGUGACCUGAUAGCAUGUACCGUGGUGAUGCGUGAUGCGACAAAGUAUCGACGAUUUUUAGUUAUGGACAUCCUUCAGUUGAUAUUGGUAGAGCCGGAUAGUAAACGUUUAGGAUGGGGUGUAGCCAAAUUCGUUGGAUUCCUGCAGGACGUCGAAGUGAACGGCGAUAAGGAGGAUUCCAGAAGUUUACAUCUCACCAUUCAUCGUGGUGGUGCCACAAACAACCGUACACCGAUACUGUCCGCCAAGUUCAUGUUCGAUGACCACAUCCGUUGUAUGGCAGCGAAGCAAAGGCUUACCAAAGGUCGCAGUAAGGCACGGCAAAAGAAAAUGUUCCAGAUCGCGCAGCUGUUGGAGAUACCUGGCCAACUGAACGACGCUCCGUUUCAGUCACUAACAUCUUCCAGCUCAACGGGACCCAGUGGAAUGUUGCGGCCAAACAGCGCCAGACAACCUCGGGAACAUCGUCCGUUGUUUUCGACGGCGAACCGCGUCCCAGGGGUCGCGUCUGCCUUGAGACGGGACAGCAUGCCCUCCGGAAGUGUUAGCAGAGUACAACUCAACGCAAGUCGCUCGAUUGAUGGCGACUCUACGGGAGCCCGUCGGAAAAGUUCCAACACAGCUCGUCGGGAUCGGGAGUCCAGCCAACCGAUAGCCGUCAAUGUGGCUAAAUCUCGUGAAACCUCCCGCAACCGAGCCGGAGGAACGCCCAGAUCCCGAGAAUCUAGCCCACGUAUUCCGAGACCACGUUCGGAGGAGAUUCCACUGGAAGACUUUCGCCGCUCGCAGAAUUCAAGUCCCGUCUCGCGUAACUCGUCGAAUGUUCCAUCACGGUCCCACACCCCGUCUCGGUUGAGCCUAGAGCCUGUGGCCGUUGUUUCCAACACUAGCGGUCAAUCGGUUGUUAGUAGUAGUAGCAGUACUGUCGUAACGUCGAAGGAAUCCACCGUUCCAACUGUGGUAGCCGUCAACUCGAACUCCACGACGAUCACCAUACCCGUGGAAUUAAGUCCCACCUCCGAGGAAACUUCGUUCAUUGCGGGCGAAGAGCGGCAAAAAAAACGGGGAGUCAUUGAAACCGUGUGAGCCGCAUGGUAAGGUUUUGGUUUUCUAUAAUGGGUAGUUCAAUAUUGUUUUCUGUUUUACGUUUUAACCAAUGUCAGGACUAAUUGAAAAUUUUAUCAUUGUGUAACACUUAUGUAGCUGAAGAGCUGGUUUAUUUAGUAGAAUAAAUAGUCUUAUUUAUGUUCGUCAAUAGUCAAACAUAA
Messenger RNA from Ochlerotatus camptorhynchus, 3549 nucleotides. It is a transcript of the gene ema, whose product is annotated as C-type lectin domain containing ema. The record is from RefSeq and is a predicted model, not a curated record. Gene Ontology annotation, biological process: endosomal transport; endosome to lysosome transport; regulation of autophagosome maturation. The transcript is spliced from 10 exons. Gene Ontology annotation, cellular component: late endosome; endolysosome membrane. Bases 191 to 3367 code for a protein of 1058 amino acids. NCBI's taxonomy places the organism in Eukaryota, Metazoa, Arthropoda, Insecta, Diptera, Culicidae.